Rhizopus microsporus ATCC 52813 is the source of this 294-nucleotide messenger RNA. RefSeq lists its product as uncharacterized. The transcript is spliced from 2 exons. Lineage: Eukaryota; Fungi; Mucoromycota; Mucoromycetes; Mucorales; Rhizopodaceae. The record is from RefSeq and is a predicted model, not a curated record. Bases 1 to 294 code for a protein of 97 amino acids.
AUGGUGAAGAAGACUAAAGAAGUGCCGGAGUUCAAAUUCAGAAAUUUUACGUCACUGGAAGUUUGGUCUUUGAACUCCCGCUCUAUUCAAGGUCAGCUCGCUUGGUACUUCUUGUCGAUCUCAAGUCCUCCUUCGUGCAACAGCACCCAUUGUUUCGUCAAGUCGGUUCCCAUACAACAGGUUAGAAUAGUAUCUGCAGUUCAACGAAGAAUCAAGGGACAUGGAUCACUUAGAAGUGUGGCAUAUUGUAUAUCAAACGAAAGCCUAGGUUAUUGGCUAUCGAAUGGUGUAUAG